AUGGAAAGUUUAGAAGAAUUGGCAUAUUAUUAUUAUGAAUCUCAACAAUACAGUCUUGUAAAGGAAGAAGAAGAACCAAUUUCAACAGAAAAGAUUUCAAAAGAUAUUUUAGAGAAAGAUAAAAAUGCUUUAGAAGUUGAUUCAGAAAAAGUUGAAAGGGAUUUAGAAGUUGAUUCAGAGAAGAUGGAAAAGGAUUCAGAAGAAGUUUCAGAAAAAUCUCCAGUUUUUGAUAAAUCAUCAGAUGAAGAAAGUGACGAUGACAGUGAAGAAAUUGAAAAACUUGAAUAUUAUAAAAGAAUGUUUGCACCUGAAUUGUAUAAUAUGUUUUAUGCAGGUAAACUGGAAGAGCUUAAAAAUAAACAAGCUGCGAAAAUGAAGAAUCAUAAGUCAGCAAAUGUGGAAGAAAUUAAUGAUGAAAUCAAACCUGAAGAAAGAGUACGAGUGGUAAUGAAACAGGUUGAAGAAAUUCCAGCUUUCAAGAACGAGAAUGAAGCUGAUGACAAAAAGAUCCUUGGGAUGUGCUCAAAUUGUGAAAAAUCAAAAUCUGAAAAUGUCAAACUGUUAAGAGAUGUUGACAUUUUGACACUGAAAAUCAAAUAUUUGAAAGAAAAAGAAAAAGAUUUUGAAAUUCAGAAAUGA
This is a messenger RNA of Helianthus annuus (common sunflower), 639 nucleotides long. RefSeq lists its product as uncharacterized. The record is from RefSeq and is a predicted model, not a curated record. NCBI's taxonomy places the organism in Eukaryota, Viridiplantae, Streptophyta, Magnoliopsida, Asterales, Asteraceae. The transcript has 2 exons. Bases 1 to 639 code for a protein of 212 amino acids.